Molecule: messenger RNA, 2082 nt
Organism: Erigeron canadensis
Lineage: Eukaryota; Viridiplantae; Streptophyta; Magnoliopsida; Asterales; Asteraceae
Product: protein DETOXIFICATION 14-like
Exons: 7
Coding region: 151-1692 (513 amino acids)
Biological process (GO): xenobiotic detoxification by transmembrane export across the plasma membrane
Cellular component (GO): membrane
Molecular function (GO): antiporter activity; xenobiotic transmembrane transporter activity
Source: RefSeq, a predicted model, not a curated record
UGACUUGACAAGCAAUGAAGCAAAGUCAUAAAUGCAAAACGAUUUAAAGAUAAGCGACAAUAUAUGUAAAACACUAAUCACUGAUUAGUAAUCAGGUAAUCACUGACCACAACUUCUAAUGAUCAGAUUGUGGUAAUUAGGUGAGAACUAAUGGAAGAAAAUUUACUAGUGUUAGCAGAAGGAAAUAAUGAUGAUGAUGAUGAUAAUCAUAGAUCAUUACGUAUAAUAACAUGGAGUGUGUUUGUAAUAGAGGCUAAGAAAUUUGGAUAUAUAGCAGGACCAAUGGUGUUGGUUACACUUUCUCAGUAUUUGUUGCAAGUUAUAUGCCUUAUGAUGGUUGGUCAUCUUGACGAGCUCGCGCUUUCUAGUACUGCCAUCGCCAUCUCUCUUUCUGGCGUCACCGGUUUUAGCUUACUUUUGGGGAUGGCUAGUGCACUAGAAACCUUAUGUGGACAGGCAUAUGGAGCUCAACAAUAUAAAAAAAUUGGAACCCAAACUUACACUGCCAUUUUCUCUCUUCUAAUCGUGUGCAUUCCUCUAUCUGUUUUAUGGAGAUAUACAGAAAAUAUACUCGUUCUUACGGGCCAAAGCCCUGCAAUUUCACGUGAAGCUGGAAAAUUCAUAACAUGGCUUAUUCCUGCACUCUUUGCUUAUGCAACACUUCAACCACUUAUUCGAUAUUUCCAAAUGCAAAGCAUGCUUUGGGCUAUGCUCAUUAGCUCAACUGUUGCGUUAUGCUUGCACGUCCCUCUUUGUUGGGCUCUUGUGUAUACGACCAGAUUAGCAAACAUUGGAGCUGCAAUAUCUAUGGAUAUUACAAUGUGGCUAAACGUGAUCUUCCUCUUCCUUUACAUGAAAUAUUCUCCUGCUUGUGCUAAAACCCGUGCUCCAAUAUCUAUGGAGGUGUUGCACGGGAUGAAACAGUUCUUUAGCUAUGCCAUCCCUUCGGCUGUCAUGAUUUGGUACUCCUCACUCUCUCUUAUAUGUAAACGUAUCAUAUGCUUUCAGGGCAUUUCAUUUGCAAUAAAAAAUGCUGCAAAAAGUCUUGAAUGGUGGUCUUAUGAGUUUCUAAUAUUGCUAUCUGGUCUUCUGCCAAAUCCGGAGUUAGAAACCUCAGUUCUUUCUGUAUGCCUCAACACCAUUGCUACUCUCUACGCCAUAGCAUACGGAUUUGGGGCUGGCAUCAGCACUAGAGUUUCUAAUGAACUUGGAGCUGGAAACCCACAAGGUGCUCGUAUUGCAGUCUAUGUUGUCCUCUUAAUUGCCAUUAUUGAGACGAGUGUAGUUAGCACAAGUGUUUUUGUCGGUAGGCGCGUUUUUGGGUACAUUUUUUCCAAUGAGAAGGAAGUUAUCAAUUAUGUCACAAAAAUGGUGCCUCUUCUCUGCUUAAACAUCAUCAUGGAUAGUCUACAGGGAACCCUUUCAGGUGUUGCGAGGGGAGUUGGAUGGCAACAUCUAGGGGCCUACAUUAAUCUUGCUGCAUUCUAUCUUGCGGGGAUUCCGGUUGCUGUUAUAUUAGGAUUCUGCACGUCAUUGCGAGGAGUGGGUCUAUGGAUCGGAAUAAUCGUGGGAGCAGCUAUUCAACUUGCUCUACUGGGGGUAGUAGCAAUUUGCACAAAUUAUGAAAAACAGGUGGAAAGGGUAAGGGAAAGGUUAUUCAAGGAAGAAUCCUCAAUUGAGAGAUUAAUGUGAACCCAUAAGCAAAAAAAAACUAGCUGGCUUAGCCAAAUGAGAAUAAUUUAUGUAAAACAGAUUCUCAUGUUUUGUUCAUUGCAGAAAGUUCCAAAGUCUUGCUUCAUAUUGUCAGGAUGUUUGCAAACUAUACUCUUUUGUACUUAAUAUGUAGCUCGAGAUGGAUCCAAGGGUUCUUGCAUUAUAAUAAUCACUCAGUAAUUAUUGUCUCGGUUUGUGUUUUAGCCCGAGGGCCGAGGCUUGGACAUCUCAGAUCCAUUAAGUUUGGCAACGGAUUUAGGUAGCAUCAUGCAUGUACAGGUCAAAACUGCUACUUGUGUUCUUGGUUCUUCUUAUACAAGUAUGUAAUCAUGUAACGCCAAAGAAUGAUCAAGUCAAAGUUAACGAAAA